This is a messenger RNA of Pezoporus flaviventris, 2526 nucleotides long. RefSeq names its product xin actin binding repeat containing 2 (gene XIRP2). Gene Ontology annotation, biological process: actin filament bundle assembly. Gene Ontology annotation, molecular function: actin filament binding. Gene Ontology annotation, cellular component: actin cytoskeleton; plasma membrane. The record is from RefSeq and is a predicted model, not a curated record. NCBI's taxonomy places the organism in Eukaryota, Metazoa, Chordata, Aves, Psittaciformes, Psittacidae.
AUGUUGCAUUGGCAGGACACGCUGGAGCUGGCAGACUUGCCCCUGCAGAAGGGCUCCGUGGAGCUCCUCAAGCAAAGAUGGGAGUCUGCCAAUGCUGUGAGACCUCGCCUGAUGCUCCAGUGCUCAUCAGCCCCAAUGUCCCUGGUGCUGAAUAAGAUGAGCUGCAGCAGCACCAAGGAGAAAGUGCCAGCAGACAGCAGGAGGACAGACAUGUCCAAGGAGGAGACCCUAGCAAGCCCUCAGCAGACUGAACAUUUCCCCAUUACCGUGGAGGAGCUGCGGAGCCACUUUGAGGCCCUGGGUGGCAAGAAGGAAGCAGAAAAUGAAAGAAGUUCACAUUCACUGACAUCAAAGAGUCAGCCUGGGAGCCAUUCCACCAGUACUCCAAAGGAGUCUAGUGUGAAAAGAGGGAGAGCAAUCUUUGAAAAGAUGUCAUCAGAAAAUGGCCUCAGCAGGCUGUUUGAAAUAUUUACAGUGGGUUCUCACAAACGUGUAAGAGGACUAUUUAAAGAGAGUGCUUCCAGGGCUGAUAACGCACUGCUGGAUGUCCAGGAAACUGUCUCCUUGAAAGAAAGGAUGGCUAUGUACAAGGCUGCUGUGUUCGAGAUAGAGGGUAGCAACUCCUUUGCUCAUACUUCAGAGAAAACCAAGUUCUGUACUGUGCCUGGUGGCCUGGCAGCAGUGAGGAAACAAUUCGAGAAAGUGCGGACGAUGUCUUCACGAAAGACCUUUGCUCUGUACCAGCACAAAUCUGUACAGGAAAAGUUAAGUAGGAGUCAAAAUACCGUAUCAAGGAGCACCAGGGAAGCUGAGAGCAAUGAAAUAACCUCCAAAGAAAGUCAAAUGGAAGCCUCUCAAACACAAAAGGCUUCUCAUCGUGAGCAAGUUACUCCAGGGACAAAAAUGGCUUCCACAUGGAGUCAGAAUACUGAUGAAACAGUAAUCAAUGCAGCUCAGGACGAAGAGCUCCCAAAGACUGUAACACAGAUUUUAAAACAGCAGAUUGAAAGGACAGUUCAGGAAACAGCUGUUCACUCUGACAGAGAGACUGCAACACCUGCAAAAGAAGUAAAGAAACUGCAGAUUCAGGAAAACGAAACGUGCAGACUCUGUCAACAGAGAGUUUACCCAAUGGAGUGCCUAGUUGCUGACAAGCAGAAUUUUCAUAAAUCAUGUUUCCGAUGUUACCACUGUGGCAGUCAAUUAAGCUUGGGAAAUUAUGCAUCUCUCCAUGGAAAAAUAUACUGUAAACCCCAUUUUAAGCAACUUUUCAAGUCAAAAGGAAAUUACGAUGAAGGCUUUGGACACAAGCAGCAUAAAGAACUAUGGAAUUCUAAAGAGCGAUGUAGCUCAGCUGGCAAUACUCAUGCUGAAGAAACAAAUCCCAUUAGUAGUAUACCUGUUGAUCCUAAACCAAUUACAGACAUUGAUCAAGACUUGUACUCAGGUACUGAUGGUUCACUACCUGAUAUUUUGGAUAGGAAUUUGAAAAAAAACACAGAAAGGGGUAAACUAAAGCUGACAUGGCCUCCUUCAACAGGUGAGGUAACACCUAAGAAAACAUUUUCUAUUGAAGAAGUGGCUAAAGUAAAUAAGCCGAAGUGGCCCCCCGAAGGUUUUGCUCAAGAAGGUUCUAAUUUAAAUACAUAUAAACCUCUGGGCAAUAAAAAGGAUCCUCAGAAAGAAAAUGCUGUGAGCAAGCAAAAUAAAAAUGACACUGCAAAUGCACAACAAAAUCAACACUCAUCCUUCAGUGCUCUGUCUGAAAAUGAAGCCACAAAUACCUCUAAAGCAAAGAAAAAUGAAGCAGGCAAUAAGGGAAAAGAGGAGGAAGCUGGGAAUGUGCAAGAUAAGUGGAAUAAAACAGGAGGAUCACAGAAUAUGGAGGAAAGUGGGAAGGAUUUUAAUGGAAGUGAUAAAGUGAUUGUGUAUGCUGCUGGGAAGGAGCAAGAGAAAAAAAUAAAUGAAACUGAUGGUUCGGAAGUUGUACAGGUUACUAACAUUGAUGAUGUAACAGUACAAAAGAAUCACAAAGAAUUCAGCUUAAAUAACAAUAACAAUUAUGCCACUUUUUCACACCUAAAUUUCAGGCAAGAAACAACCCUCUCAGCUACAGCUAACCCAAUGACAGCAUUAAGCCAUGCAAUUUGCACGGUAUCGCAGCAUGCCUUUACAAAGCUGGAAAAUCAGUCUGGAAAUGAAGAAGUAUUUGAGAUGUAUGAAUCUCAAGAGAGCUAUUGUAGUGAUACUGUAACUGUUUCACAGGAUGAACAAAACUCAAAAGAUGAAGAUGCUGUUACCUCUAAUAAUCUUGCUCAAUUUAAUAAAGAUGCCACUUGUCAGAAGUCUCAUAUUAGUACAUUAAAGGAGGCAACUAAUACAACAUUGCCUGUUGAUAUGGAGUUGGCAUGCACUGGAGAAGAAUCAAAAUGUGACAAAAACUUAAACACUAUUUUUUUAUUUGACACUCUGAAAACACCUUUCCUUAAAAAAAAGCCCAACAACCUGGAUUUAGACUGUGGUUGA